This is a messenger RNA of Vanessa atalanta (red admiral), 3682 nucleotides long. Its product is annotated as 4-hydroxy-7-methoxy-3-oxo-3,4-dihydro-2H-1,4-benzoxazin-2-yl glucoside beta-D-glucosidase 1d, chloroplastic-like. Gene Ontology annotation, biological process: carbohydrate metabolic process. The record is from RefSeq and is a predicted model, not a curated record. Lineage: Eukaryota; Metazoa; Arthropoda; Insecta; Lepidoptera; Nymphalidae. Bases 1 to 2832 code for a protein of 943 amino acids. The transcript is spliced from 13 exons. Gene Ontology annotation, molecular function: beta-glucosidase activity.
AUGGUUCAAUGUAAAAAAUGUAAACUCUUUGUAUCUGUGUCUAAAGACGAUACAGUAAAAUGUAAAGGUGCUUGUGAGGCGGUUUAUCAUAAAAAAUGUGUAAAUAAGCAAUUUUUGCAAAAUCAAUAUUGUGAUGGAUGCCAGCAAAGUGGGUCGCUCUCUCCGGAAGAGGACCUCAGGAUAAAAGUAAAUGAAGUAUCAGGCGAAAAAGUUUUACAAGAAAUAAACAAGAAACUGGAGGUACUUUAUAAAGUUGAAAAAAAAAUAGAAGAUAUGACAAAUACUAUCGAAUUUUACGCUGAUAUGUACCAAACAUUGUUACAAUUUAAAGAGGAAUCACAAAAGAAAAUAAAAACGCUGGAAGAAAAGAACAUAUACUUAAAUAAAUGUAACAAGGCAUUAGAAGAGAGGGUGCAGGAGCUGGAGAUGGCAGAAAAAGAAAAAAAUAUUGAAAUACAUGGAUUGGAGAUGCGUAGUAAUAAUGAAAGUACAUUAGCUGUAGUGCAAGAAUUGGCAAAAAAGCUGAACUUAAAUCCAAAUGAUAUUGAAGAUGCUAGGAGGGUAGGACAAGAUAAACCAGACGUUACAAAACCGAAAACCAUAUUAGUUACACUUCGGACCAAAACUGCUCGUAAAGACUGGAUGGCAGCAAAGAAGGGUAACAUGAUUACUAAUAAUAAAGUAUACGGCAAUGGUAAUGAUAAAAAAGUGUACAUAAAUGAAGAUCUACCGAAAUACAAGCGCCAACUCCUGUGGACUUGUGUAAUACCGAGUACGGAAACAACGCGCGAAGCGAUCGUGGACGGUCGGCUAGAGACGUCGUGCCUGGAUCACGUGUGGGUGCGAGCGGGACAGGGCGAGAGCGGCUCGGCGGCGUUCGUCCUUGAGACACACAUUUCCGAUCACCAUGCAGUUAGUAAAUUCCUAGAACGCUAUAACGUGUUGUCUAAUAAUCAACACGGAUUUAGGAAAGGGCGCAACACUGUAUCUGCCUUAACAGAAUUUGCAGAAUACACCAACGAAUCCUUAGACUCGGGUAAACAAUUAAUAGCACUCUUUAUUGAUUAUAAAAAGGCGUUUGACACUCUGGACCAUGACAUGCUGUUGAAGUCGAUGGAAGAGUGUGGUAUUCGUGGGCCGACUAAUGACUGGCUCAAAAACUACUUAACCGAUAGGAAAAUUCGCACGGUAAUCGCGGGAUUCUCGGGUGAGGAAGCAUCUGUUGAACUAGGCGUUCCGACCGGCUCGGUGUUCGGUGCCUUGUUGCAAAUAUGUCAAUGCAUCGACCGAAGUUUUCCCCCAAACUUUAAAUUCGGCGCCGCGACAGCAGCUUAUCAAAUAGAAGGAGGCUGGAACGCAGACGGUAAAGGCGAAAACAUUUGGGACAGGUUUGUCCACGAGAACCCUGGGAGCGUCAAGAAUAAUGCUACGGGUGACAUCGCCGCGGACUCCUACCACAAGUGGCGAGAAGACGUGAGGAUCGCUGCAGAACUAGGUCUUCAGUUUUAUAGAUUUUCUAUAAAUUGGCCUCGUAUUCUACCGACGGGGUUCCCCAACAAAGUGAAUAGAGCUGGUGUCAAAUACUACAGCGACCUCAUUGACGCCCUCAUCGCCGAGGGCAUAGAACCAAUCGUCACGCUCUAUCACUGGGAAUUACCAGUGACAAUUCAAGACAUGGGUGGUUGGACUAAUCCCUUGAUAGUAGAUUGGUUUGGAAACUAUGUGAGGGUGGUGUACAAACUUUAUGCUGACCGCGUCAAAACAUGGCUCACCAUAAACGAAGCAAUUGUUAUUUGCGAUUAUGGUUACAAUUCAGGAACUCAUGCUCCAAAGGUCAAGGAGCCAAUAUUGGGUCCUUAUUUGUGCAAUAAACACAUAUUGCUUGCCCAUGCCAAGGCUUACAGAAUAUUUGAUCAAGAAUUUAGACCCAAAUAUAGUGGAAGAAUUUCCAUCGCAAACAACAUGUUGUGGAUUGAACCAUUCUCUCCUAAGGACGUGGAACUGGCUGAGCUUGGGAGGGAAAAUGCGGUUGGCAGAUAUUGUCAUCCAAUAUUUUCGGAAAGGGGUGGGUGGCCGCUCUCUAUUGAAAAGGCUAUGCUGGAGUACAGUCUGACACAUGGAUACAAUGAGUCGACGCUUCCUUCUUUUACGGAUGAGCAAAAAGAAUUUGUUAAAGGUACAGCAGAUUUUUUAGCUAUGAACCAUUACACCACAUAUAUGAUCAGACGAGCAGAGCUUGGAGAGGACACCGGCUUCUGGUUUUUAACUGGCUCACCGCAUUUAAAUGCCAUAUUGGAACAUCCUCCCAAUGCACUUUAUGGCGCUUCUAAAUUAUUACCGAUAUACCCCGAAGGCAUCCGGAGACAGAUGGAGUGGUUGAAAAAACAGUAUGGAAACGUUGAUAUCCUAAUCACAGAGAACGGCUACUCUUCUGCGGGCAUCCAGCUCGACGACUAUGCUAGAGUUGACUUCUACAAAGCGUAUUUGGAACAGGUGCUGCUGUCCAUCAAAGUGGACAACGUUAGCGUUAUUGGGUUUACAGCGUGGUCACUCUUAGACAACUUUGAAUGGUUGCAAGGAUAUGAAGUUAAAUUUGGACUUUACGAAGUUGACUUCGAAGAUCCUGAUCGCAGAAGAACACCUCGAGCCUCGGCACAUUUCUACGCAUGCGUAAUAAAGAACCGGACACUUAAUGACACUUGCCUAAAGAAGACAUUCAUCGCAGGACGAUCCUAUCGAAGUAACGUAAGAAAUACCGCCCCAAUUACGCUAUACAGCAGUAAUAUUUUAUUUACUUUCUUAUUAUUAUUCUAUAUAGUCGAUAUUCUGUGAUUAUAUUUUGAAGCGAUAAUGUCUAUGGACGACGUUGACCUCUUCACAUUAGUUUGACCAUUUGCAUAGCUUCCUUACCCAAAAUAAAUUCAGAAAAUAAUUACUAGAACUAUAUAGUUAAACUAUUCCAUCAAUAAAAAUCCAUCCAAAUAUUAUAUGACGUAUUCCAAACGUACUCCUAAGUAGAUAUCAACUCGCAUGGACAUCUCAUAGCUGCAUUUUUUUAAUAGCUCUGCUAUAUAAUACCGUUCCACUCAUCUACUUAUGUCCACUUCAAUUCUAAUUUCCGAAGUCCCGAUAAGAUCUUCGCCGAAAAACACGUCAGUUUUUCGCGAAUCCACAAUGAAUACCAGUAAUUUUUUAAGAUCUACAAUGAUAUCACGUCAACUGAGUGUCCAAAUACAUUUGUCUUUUCUUUACUGUGUUUGGAAUAGGCUAUAAUAGUAUAUCGAAUAUGAGCAUCAACCAAAAAUCAAAAUCAAAACAUCCUUCAAUCAGGUAGGCUCAUAAAAGCACUUUUAAAUCAUCACAUUACACUGUUGAAUUAAAUGUAUAGCUACCGGUAGAGAAGAAGCGGUUAAAAACUCAGAGUAACCCUAUUCCGCCAUUUUAAAUACAGAGUAUGUCAAAAUGUGUAAAAUCAAAAUGCGUAUUUAUUUGACAAAUCUUUACUUGUAAACAAUCUUGUGUUUAUAGCAAUAAAACCUUCAUCAUUAAAAACAAAACAUAAACAGCUUGUAAUAAAUCGUUUUAUUUCUAUUCCAGUCUAUAAAUAUUAAGUUAAAUCUUCACCGUUUUCUUAAAAGCCUUCCCUAAAUUGAGCAAUGAUUCGUUCUUGCCUUUCCUUUUA